CACACACACACACACACACAGGCAGAGAGAGACAAAGAGAGCGCGAGGGAGAGUUACAACAGGAUAUUUUGUCACUAUGGUUACUGCCAGCAGAUACAUAUCUUGAUUUCUGUAUGUCAUGCUGUUCUCAUUCAGGGCAGCGUGGUUGUAGUGUCACCAGGACAGCUCUUAUAACUGAGAUAAACUUUGCAGAAGAAGUGUCAUGCCUUCUGGAUUAAUGUGACUUCAGUGAAUCUCAAGAAGAACAUCUGUGAGCUGCUGGUUCCUAAAAUAUUAAGAUGGGUUCCACCACUGUGCCUGUGACAUUGACGUCCUCAUCCAUCAACAAUGCCUCUAAUAAUUCUACCUGUGACACCCUGUACGCCCACCGGGACUACGUCAGGGUGCUCAUGCCUCUGUUCUAUAGCAUUGUGUUCUUUGUGGGACUGCUCGGUAACUGCCUCGCCCUCCACGUCAUUCGUCCCAAUAUGAAGAAGAUCAACUCCACCACCUUGUACUCUCUCAACCUGGUAAUUUCUGACAUCCUCUUCACCCUUUCUCUGCCUGUGAGGAUUGCGUACUAUGCUAAGGGCUUCCACUGGCCUUUGGGUGAGGCUAUGUGCAAGAUCUCAGGCCUCAUCUUCUACGUCAAUACCUACGCCGGGGUCAAUUUCAUGACCUGCCUCAGUGUGGAUCGAUUCAUCGCUGUAGUCCUGCCUCUGCGCUUUGCCCGACUCAGGAAGGUCAGUAAUGUGCGCUUCAUUUGUGUUGGUGUGUGGCUGCUGGUCCUGGCACAGACCCUCCCCCUCCUGGGCAGUGAUAUGACCAACAAGGAACCUGAUGGCUUCAUCACCUGUAUGGAAUACCCCAUGUUUGAGAAGGUGAAGCAUGUUGCUACUAUGUUGAUUGGUGCUGUCAUCCUUGGUUAUGUCAUCCCUAUGGUGACCAUCCUUGUGUGUUACUCCGUCUUGUGCACCAAACUCCACUUCUCAGCCAAGAACAACCAUUUGACAGAAAAGUCUGGCCGGAGCCGCAAGGCCAUCGGAGUGAUCUGCUGCGUAUCCUUUGUGUUUGUUGUCUGCUAUAGCCCGUAUCACAUUGACAUCCUGCAGUAUAUGAUCCGCAAGCUGGUGUCAAACCCUGACUGCGCUGAUCUCACAGCCUUUCAGGUGUCGCUGCAUAUCACUGUGUGUCUGAUGAACCUCAACUCCUGUUUGGAUCCUUUUAUCUACUUCUUUGCCUGUAAAGGCUACAAGAGGAAACUUCUGAAGCUGCUGAAGCUACAGAUCAGCAUGUCCUUCUCCAGUGCUGUGAGGACGUCACCUGAAGGCUCCUCCAAGGAUUUUAUUGAUGGCAACAAGAUUCAACUCAACAGUUCCACUGUAGGUACAGCCAGUGAGAGACUCACAGAGAGAAGAUUUCAGCGUCACGAGGAAACAGAGGAUACUUUUUCAUAAAGCAUGCUUGUCUUCUGCCCGUAGACUGAGCCCUGAUGCAGUAGAGCAUGUUGUAAGUCAACUUAUGUGCUGAAAAUUAUUGAACAUCUACAAGUUGACAUUAUGUGUGUUCAUGUAACCUAUAGCAUGUGAAGUGUUAUAUUCCUAAAAGCAGCAUACUCAUGCGAAAAAACAUUUUUGAGACUUAGCAUUUGCAACCGAACAAUGACCUCACAUCUGAUCCCAUCGUUACUUUUAUGAACUGCAAUGUUAAGGGAGAAUUCCAAAAUGAAAUCAGGCUCACAAUCUCAGGUUUGUUUGUUUUUUCAGUUUCAGUUCAGCAUAUAGUUAUACUAUUUCAGGAGCUGACAAACUGUAAACUCAUGAUUUCAACUGCUUGCUGAAUGAAUUAACCUUAAUUGUUUGUAAAAGCACCACACAUUUGUUUUCUCCUGGUAAAAUGGGUGUGGUCAGUGAUGUCAUUUAAUUUAAAGGAGCCCUGUUGAAUUUUCUUGUAAACAAAUAAAAGUAACAUUUGCAUUCAGUGUUAUUCACAAAAA
Molecule: messenger RNA, 1975 nt
Organism: Micropterus dolomieu (smallmouth bass)
Lineage: Eukaryota; Metazoa; Chordata; Actinopteri; Centrarchiformes; Centrarchidae
Gene: gpr183a
Product: G protein-coupled receptor 183a
Biological process (GO): G protein-coupled receptor signaling pathway
Cellular component (GO): membrane
Molecular function (GO): G protein-coupled receptor activity; oxysterol binding
Source: RefSeq, a predicted model, not a curated record